Gossypium raimondii (Peruvian cotton) is the source of this 483-nucleotide messenger RNA. RefSeq lists its product as uncharacterized. The record is from RefSeq and is a predicted model, not a curated record. The coding region runs from base 1 to 483 and encodes 160 amino acids. The transcript is spliced from 3 exons. Lineage: Eukaryota; Viridiplantae; Streptophyta; Magnoliopsida; Malvales; Malvaceae.
AUGCCUAACUAUGUGAAAUUCAUGAAAGAUAUCCUAUCCAAGAAGAGAAGGUUAAGGGAGUUCGAAAUUGUUGCACUUACUGAAGGGUGUACAACAAUGCUGAAGAAUAGACUACCACCAAAAUUAAUAGAUCUAGGGAGUUUCACUAUACCCUGUUCGAUUGGAAACCAUGGUCUUGGUAAAGCAUUAUACAAUCUAGGUGUCAGUAUCAAUGUAAUGCCUAUGUCUGUUUUUAGGAAACUUGGGAUAGGAAAGGCAAGACCUACUGCAGUCACAAUACAAUUAACUGAUAGAUCAUAUGUCCAUGCAGAAGAUAAAGAGGUACCUAUAAUACUUGGACGGCCUUUCUUAGCAACUGGUAGAACAUUGAUUGAUGUACAGGAAGAUGAAGAAUGCCAUGCUCUUGAAUAUGUUGACGAUAUAAUUCAAGAAGAAUUUGCAGAACAUAUGAACCACAAUUCUGAUGCAAACUCUGUUGAAUGA